Molecule: messenger RNA, 3458 nt
Organism: Temnothorax curvispinosus
Lineage: Eukaryota; Metazoa; Arthropoda; Insecta; Hymenoptera; Formicidae
Gene: shi
Product: dynamin
Exons: 18
Coding region: 392-2959 (855 amino acids)
Biological process (GO): receptor-mediated endocytosis
Cellular component (GO): microtubule; synapse; plasma membrane
Molecular function (GO): GTP binding; GTPase activity; microtubule binding
Source: RefSeq, a predicted model, not a curated record
CGCUGCCGCCGCCGCCGCCGCCGCCAUUGCGACUGGAAAGAUGCGGUGAAGUUUGCCGCGGAAGAGCGAGAGCCGUCAGCGUCAGCCAGUGAGGCAGGCGGGCGGGCAGAGGCAGAGCGCGUGCGAGCGGCAGGCACUAGCCCUCGCGGAAAUCGGCCAUCUUGCUUUUAGUGCACGCUUGGAUCUCGUAACGGACAGUCACUCGCCUCCGUCAGCCACCCUUUUCGGGCGGUCGUGCGUGUGCGGGCGGUGGCAGGCCAGCAGCUCUAGGCGGUGCGCCGCGUACGCAGAGCGAGAAAUCACAGCUGUGGAGAAAUAGAGAAGGCGAUAAGGAGAGUGCGUGCGUGUCGAACGAGCGGUGUAGCGCGGAUUACGCGACUCCGGCGGCAGGAUGGCGGGCAACACGGGUAUGGAACAGUUGAUCCCGAUCGUGAACAAGCUGCAGGAUGCGUUCACGCAGCUCGGCGUGCACAUGCAGCUCGAUCUGCCGCAGAUCGCGGUGGUGGGCGGCCAGAGCGCGGGCAAGAGCUCCGUGCUCGAGAACUUCGUCGGCAAAGACUUCUUGCCAAGAGGUUCAGGCAUUGUGACAAGGAGACCUCUCAUCUUACAGUUGAUUAACAGCCCAACUGAAUUUGCGGAAUUUUUACAUUGCAAAGGUAAAAAAUUUGUGGAUUUUGAAGAAGUGCGGAAGGAAAUUGAAGCAGAAACAGACAGGGUGACUGGAGGUAACAAGGGCAUUUCUAACAUACCAAUUAAUCUCAGAGUAUAUUCACCCAACGUUCUAAAUUUGACAUUAAUUGAUUUACCUGGACUUACAAAAGUACCGAUCGGAGAUCAACCAGCAGAUAUAGAAGCCCAAAUUAAAGCCAUGAUCUUUCAGUUCAUCAAACGUGAAAAUUGUCUCAUAUUGGCAGUCACCCCAGCUAAUACUGAUUUAGCUAAUAGCGAUGCUCUUAAACUUGCUAAAGAAGUGGAUCCACAAGGUGUACGUACAAUUGGCGUUAUCACUAAACUGGAUCUCAUGGACGAUGGCACCGAUGCAAGAGAUAUUUUGGAAAAUAAAUUAUUGCCAUUGAGAAGGGGUUAUAUCGGAGUUGUCAAUAGAAGUCAAAAGGAUAUAGAAGGAAGGAAGGAUAUCAAAAAUGCUCUGGCCGCUGAGCGAAAGUUCUUCCUCAGCCAUCCGUCUUAUCGUCAUCUAGCAGACAGGUUGGGUACGCCAUAUUUGCAGAGAGUUCUCAAUCAACAGUUAACAAAUCAUAUCAGGGAUACCUUGCCAGCUCUAAGAGAUAGAUUACAAAAGCAACAGUUAGCUUUAGAGAAGGAUGUCGAGCAGUACAAACAUUUCAGACCUGAUGAUCCUGCAAUCAAAACAAAGGCUAUGUUACAGAUGAUACAGCAGCUUCAGUCAGAUUUCGAGAGGACCAUAGAAGGCUCAGGUUCAGCACAAAUUAAUACUAACGAACUCAGUGGUGGCGCGAAAAUCAACAGACUUUUCCAUGAGCGUUUCCCGUUCGAAAUUGUUAAGAUGGAAUUUGAUGAAAAAGAAUUAAGGAAAGAAAUUGCUUUUGCCAUUAGAAAUAUACAUGGUAUCAGGGUGGGAUUAUUUACCCCAGACAUGGCUUUUGAGGCAAUAGUCAAAAAACAAAUAAACAGACUUAAAGAACCAAGUCUCAAGUGUGUGGACUUAGUCGUGCAAGAACUUAGUAAUGUUGUACGCAUUUGUACUGAUAGGAUGUCGCGUUAUCCUAGACUGAGAGAAGAGACGGAACGUAUUAUAACGACAUACGUCAGGCAGCGCGAACAAAUGUGUAAAGAGCAGCUGAUUUUGCUGGUGGAUUGCGAACUCGCAUACAUGAAUACGAAUCAUGAAGAUUUCAUCGGUUUUGCGAACGCUGCAGCCAGUUACCAUAAUGCAAGUGCACAGCAAUCCUCGGAGAAUUCCGUUAAGUCUGGACGGCAUACAUUAGGCAACCAAGUAAUUCGUAAAGGCUACAUGUGCAUACAUAAUCUCGGUAUUAUGAAGGGCGGUUCAAGAGAUUACUGGUUUGUUUUAACAUCGGAGAGUAUCUCCUGGUUCAAGGAUGAAGAAGAACGUGAAAAGAAGUACAUGUUGCCUUUGGAUGGCCUGAAAUUGCGUGAUCUAGAACAAAGUUUCAUGUCGCGUCGUCACCUAUUUGCGUUAUUCAAUCCAGAAGGAAGAAACGUUUAUAAAGAUUAUAAACAGCUGGAGUUGAGUUGUGAAACACAAGAUGAUGUUGACUCCUGGAAAGCGUCAUUCCUGAGGGCUGGUGUAUAUCCCGAAAAAUCAACAGAGCAAGCAAAUGGCGAAGAAGAUGGAUAUGAGGGUGGAACAGAGGGUCAAUCAUCGAUGGAUCCUCAAUUGGAGCGUCAGGUGGAAACUAUCAGGAACUUAGUAGAUUCUUACAUGAAGAUUGUCACGAAAACUACCCGUGAUCUGGUUCCAAAGACAAUUAUGCACCUUAUUAUUAACAAUGCUAAGGACUUUAUUAAUGGAGAAUUGUUGGCACAUCUUUAUGCAAGUGGCGAUCAGUCUUCAAUGAUGGAAGAAUCUCCCGAAGAGGCGCAGAAACGGGAAGAGAUGCUACGUAUGUAUCACGCAUGUAAAGAGGCUCUUCGUAUCAUUGGAGAUGUCUCCAUGGCCACGGUUUCAACCCCAGUACCACCACCCGUGAAGAACGACUGGCUGGCAUCCGCCGACAAUCCAAGUCUUGGAUUAUCACCACCAUCUCCUGGUGGUCCAAGACGCGGAGUGACACAGCCACCACCUAUUUCUAGCUCACGAGCACCACCACCAGUACCUGGAGGCGGGCGGCCAGCACCAGCCAUUCCUAAUAGACCUGGUCCAGGUGGACCACCACCGACGCGAGCUAAUCCUGGCCUACCUCCACCUAUGAUACCAUCGAUCUCUAGGGAUUCCGCGAUGAACAACGAAGCGUAAACGGUGAGGGCCAUCGAGUGGUAUGUAAAAGACACAGAGAUAAAGAUAUUGAUAUUUAUUUCGAAUCGUGCGGAAUUUGUUCUUUUUUUUUUAAUCGACGCAUGCGCAGUUAUUUUUACAUAUCUUUUUAUAAUUAUUUUUGCAUCGUAAUGUUAAUAGUAGCCGCGCGAGAACGACAACGAGAACGGCGAUAUUGGAAAACGCAUCACAAUUAUUCUGUAAAUUAGAUCAAAACGCCGGUACAAGUGAAGUAAUGGAAAUUGUACAUAUAUACAGUUUACAAAUAUAGUAUUACGCGUAAAUGUGUUAGGAAGAAAGAGAUUUUUGUAUUACCAAACACUAAUAGCCAGUCUAUACGCGACACCGACUGACGACGAAUGUGUACCAAGGACACACAAUAAAUCAAAUAAAUAAAUAUUUAAUACGAAACAGUUCGUUUUAUCAAUGUAAGAAAUGUUUCUGCCAUAAAUUAUGAUAAGAUAUAUAAUAUUAUUUAUCC